UCGCAGCGGUGAAGCGAAGCCAUCACAACGAGCGUCAGCGCUUACGCCGCUACUGUAGCGGUCUGUCACGCCGUGCAAAAUGCACGCUUAACUUAAUGCAAUUCAGCACAGUUUAAGUUUCGCUCUGGAUAUUUCGUAGCAGAGACUUGAACGAGAUUAUGACGAAGCUCGGUGAUUGAAUGUAGCCUUUGCAAAAGAAGAGGAUUAUCAUUUCCUGACCAACUAGAAACUGACAGUUGUGUCGGCUGUUAAGCGACUUGUUUUUGCUGAUCUGCGGCAGACUUCUCUACAUGACGAGUCAUGACUCGUAGGAGUUCUCGCCUGGUGUCCGGUGGCUACUACAAUUCAGACGAGGAAUCGGACUCAAGUAGCGUGACCAACAUAUCCUACAGAGAAAACCCAGUCAAGGUUUUCAAGAAGAAGUCCGGGGCCCGUAAGGCGGCUUCCCGCACCAACAGCAAUGCCAGUUCUGCCACCCCCGAGACUCCAGUCACUCCAGGUCUGACUCCAGUAAGCAGCCCUUUGGCGAGUCCUAUUCAGCCCACCAUGAGGACUGUUCCUUACGGCACUGCUGCGCCGACCCCUCGGCCGGCUCUGACUCCAUCAUCGACCCCUUGUCACGCGUCCGUGCGGUGCCACUCAAGAACCCCAGAGAAGAGCCCUCAUUCCGGCGCCGGUCUGCCGGCUUCACACAACGACAAGGAGCCGAGUCAAAGCGGCGUGGAGAGCUCGGGGUACUCGUCGUCCGAGGGCCACUACAGGAAGCCUUUACCCGCCACCAGUACACCCAGGACAACCAGCAGCGGUAGCGGUGGAGCUCCCGGUCCAGGAUACAAAAGCAAGAUCAACGAUGCCUUUUAUCAUCUAAUGGACUCGGCCUCGGUGAUGGUGGCUAACGUGCACAAAAAAGUGCUUCAUGUCAAAUCUUCAGCUAAAGCCCCAGUCAGCGACCGGACGAAAAAAGCUUGUGGUCUGGCUCUCCUGCUCCUCCUCAUACUUCUGUGUAUUUGGUUGCUCCUUCCUUUGUUCGCCUCUUUCAUCUCCCGCAUGACCGUCACAAAGUCCCCAUCACAAACACAACCCAAGGUUCAACCUGUUCUCCCCGCCACCAGUGUUCCUCCUCAACUCAACGUCAUUCCCUCACCUGUGGUGGAUCCAGGAGUCCUUUCUGCCGCUGUAGAAGCAAAGAUGCAACAUUUUCUGGUGGAGCUUCAGCUUAAGCAGGAAAAGCUUCUCUCUCAGAUGAAGGAGAGACAUCAGUUGGACGUGGAAUUUAUGAAAUCAAAGUUGGAGGCAGCCGACUCAGACAUCCGCCGUCACCUGGAGCAGGAGAUUUCUGGGCUGGGGAGACAGAUUGCAGAUCACCAGACAGACAGCCGCUCUGCUGACGCUAGCCUCAGCCUCAAAAUCCAAACUCUGGAAGCCCAGAAUGCUAAGCUGGCCCAGGAGCUAUCAUCUAUCCAGGUGAUGCCUGCUCAAGCCCCCUGCCCUGAGUCCAGCACGCCCCCCGUUCACAACCAACUUACACCAGAGCUCCAACAGGCCAUGGAGAAGUGGUUCACUGACCGAAUCCGGGAACAGGACGCCAUCAGGCUCGGAGACAAAGGAGACUGCACAGUGUGCAGACGCCCCAUUGCGGACAAAAUGGCAGACUUUGCUCUUGAGACUCAAGGUGCCAGCAUUGUCAGCACCCGGUGUUCAGAGACGUAUCGCAUUCGCUCAGCAUGCGUGACUCUGUUUGGUUUCCCCCUCUGGUAUCCAUCUGAAAGCCCGCGCACCGUGAUCCAGGGUUACCCGGUUCUGCUUCCAGGGAAAUGUUGGGCGUUCCAGGGGGUCCAAGGCACCCUGGUCAUCUCUCUGUCACACCCCAUCAGGAUGACUCACGUGACUGUGGACCACCUGCCACGCUACAACUCCCCCACCGGCCACAUCAACUCCGCACCAAAAGACUUUCAAGUCUACGGGUUGAAAAAUGACACGGAGGAAGGAACUCUGCUUGGCACGUUCACUUACGAUGACAAAGGAGAGUCAAGUCAGACCUUUAAACUGCCCAACCCCAGCGACGAGGUGUACCGGUUUGUUGAGCUGCGAGUUCUCUCUAACUGGGGUCAAGUCGAAUACACGUGUCUUUACCGUUUCCGUGUUCACGGAAGGAUGGCCUCCGGAUAAGAGUCCCUCUGCUCCGCGCGCGCUUAAAGACGCGGACGUUCUCCUUCACGGUCCGACGGGUUGAGGAGCAAGUGCUACUGAACGGCUGCUGAGGAAUGUCACUCCCAUGGCAAAGCCGUGUGUAAAAAAGCCGCUUGUUUUUGUUCUUUUUGCAGGUUUUCUUGUGGUUUCAUACAAAUGUUACAGACGUUAAAACAAGCUUUUUGUGCAGUGCACAUUCGGCUUUGCAGAUGAAAGAAUUAAAUAAGUUUGUCAAAAGAAUCUACCUAGUAAAACCUUUUAAUAGCAUGAGGUUCUGGUAACUUUAUGCUUACAAUCAUUAAGCGUGCCACUAGAUAAUUUUUUAUAUUUUGUUAUUGAUUAUUUGUAUUUAUGAGGACUUUCCUGCUUCAUUGUCCUACAGUGCACAAUGAAUGCUAUGUGAGAACUUUUCUCGUUGUACCUUAAUAAGUGAUAUUCUGGCCUUUUUUUGGGGGCAAUCUUGAUUCUAAAACAAGUGAGCAAAUAUGAAUAAAUAAAUAGUGUGACCUAGAAAAGAUCAAAAAAUGAAUAGAAAUCAGCUUGUGGCUAACAGCUUCCGUCCAUGUUGGAUGCUAAACAGCUUUUAAUAUUUCUUGUUUUUAUAAUAACGAAGGUCUGAAAAACCCCGGAAUCCGUACGUUUUGAAACUAAUUUUAGAUUUUUGCUGGUUGUGGCUGCUGUGAUGUACCACAUUUUGACUGACCAGUGAGAAUCAUUGAAGGCAGCAGUGAAGCAUUUUUUUAAGCAGUAUUGUUUUUUGUUUUUUUUAUUGUAAAUUUGAUUCACUUUUCUAAAAAGAAAAAAAAAUAUGCAGCUUUGUAUGAUAUAGUUUGCACUCUUAACAGGAGACUCUGGUGUUCUGAUUUUAUUUCAGGUACUUGAAAUACUUGAAAAUCUUUUUUUGCUAACCUCUUUUGAAAGACGCCGUGCUAAACGCAUGAAAGAUCUCUUUCUGCUUCUCUGUACAGAGGAUUUUAUAUGAACUUUUCAACUUUAAUUUGUUUUUUAAUUUAUAAAUUCUUAAUAUACCUGCUUUGGAGGAUAGGAUCGACAACAACCGUAUUAUUAAAUUAUCAACAAUUCUCAUAACAGCACCAAGUGUUUCAUUUCGACACAUUAAUUGGCAGAACUGCCGGUAGGUUUUGUUUGUUUACAUGUUGUGCAGCAUAUUUAAACAAAAUUAAGAAGAAGAAUAUGUACUACUUUAUCCUGAGAUGCACUAGAUAUGAUGGGAAAAUAAUUUGUUCCUACUCAUCUGUUCAAACUUGGCCAAAAAUUACAAACUUGGGAUCAAGUUUUGUUUUUUCUAGUUUUUGGCUUCUGUUUCUUUACUGAGAUCCUAGCAGAGGUUUAAGAUCAAUGCAAAGUUUAUGGUGACAUUGACUCAGUCAUAAACAUCCACUUUUUUAAAAAUCAAUGCAUAAAUAAAAUGAAAGUUUGGAAUAAUUAUUUUGUUAGUGUCUCUGUUGUUGGGUAAAGUGUAACCGUUUUUUAACAGAUUGCCACCUUCAUGUGUUUCAUCCUCCUGUUAAAGUGGGAAUAAUUUGAAAUAAAGGAGCUCUUUGCCUAUACUAAUUUUUUUUAUUUUUGUUAGUUACGUAGCUUAGUUAUCCAUAAACCGAUGUUACUAAACAGGGUAUAUCUGACAUCUCAUGCUUAUGUCGUAAAUGUUGUUUUUUAACAGCGUGUUGGGGUGUUUUGCAGGCUUUUCAGUUGGUUAAUUUCAUCUUCUGACUGUUCAAUUUAUCUAACUCUUCCUAAGCUUUUGCAAAAAUAAAUCUUUGUGAAACAUGAAAAAA
Fundulus heteroclitus (mummichog) is the source of this 3989-nucleotide messenger RNA. Its product is annotated as SUN domain-containing protein 2. The coding region runs from base 301 to 2169 and encodes 622 amino acids. Gene Ontology annotation, cellular component: nuclear envelope; meiotic nuclear membrane microtubule tethering complex. The record is from RefSeq and is a predicted model, not a curated record. Gene Ontology annotation, molecular function: protein-membrane adaptor activity. The transcript is spliced from 16 exons. Lineage: Eukaryota; Metazoa; Chordata; Actinopteri; Cyprinodontiformes; Fundulidae. Gene Ontology annotation, biological process: nuclear envelope organization.